AUCGUAUAAUAUAAUUUACAUGUAUUGUUUGGCAUUAUUUGUGAUUUUAAAAGCACGCAUAGACUCUAAACAGCUACCUUCUGCAUUCUAGAAGAAAACACGGUGGAAAAACAUAAUGACCCACGAAAACUAUUCCUUUCUACUGUGACAGACCCCGCCUCUCCUCAUGAUGUAUUAGACACAGGAAUGACAAAAUAACAUCUAAAUGAGAGAGAAGAAAGCAGCGGUGACAGACGAAAGCAACCAAGAGACACCGAAAGAUGAAUUAAAGAAGAUGCUUAUAAAUAUAACGGUACACAAACUUCACAAAAGAAAUGACUUCCUCAUUCCUGGCCAAUUCUUCCCUCGGCCCUUCAGAGCUCCACUGUCCCCUCCUGCAGAUGAUGAUCAUUCACCGGCUGAACAAUGACAAUCGGGUCAACAUGGCGGCGGUGAUUGUGCAUGGUGUGGUUUCCGCUCUGGGGAUCCUGGAAAACGGGCUGGUGCUCUGGGUGUUGGGUUGGCGUCUUCAGCGCAAGACUGUUGCCUCAGUGUGGGUUCUCAAUCUGGCUCUGUCUGACUUCCUAACCACACUAACCCUCCCGCUGUUCACUUAUUACCUGCUAAACGAACACAGCUGGGAGUUGGGUGGGCCAUUGUGUGCAGCCCAGGCAUCCAUUUUUUUCCUCAACAUGUUUGUUUCUGCCUUUCUCCUGGCCGCUAUUUCUUUGGACCGUUGCUUGUUAGUUACUAAGCCAGUGUGGACUCAAAACCAACGCACAGUGUCAAUGGCGUGGAAGAUCUGCGGUCUCGGAUGGACGUGGGCUGCUUUUAACACGUUCCCAUACUUCAUGUUUCGUUCUGUUGUGGUUAAACAAGAUGGACGCAAACUCUGCUACCACGAUUUCGCUCUCUAUUCUUCCCCGAACACUUUGAACAUAGACUGUAAGGUACGUCAAACGGCGACAGCGGUGUCUAAAGUGUUACUGGCGUUUGUGGUGCCCCUAGUGGUCAUCGCCGUCAGUUACGCUUCAUUCGUUCUGGAGUUACGGGCUCGCAGAAAGAGGCUUGAAAGCAGGUUAAAAGUUGCGAGAAACGACAAACAGACAUCCUCAAAGUUCUUCCGCGUCCUCUCUUCAUCAAACGGACAAAACAGCACUCGCCUAUCACAAAGUUUCACAAAAAUGAUCUUUUCGGUGAUCGCAACGUUCGUCCUCUGCUGGGUGCCGUACCACCUCUUCUGUCUGCUGGAGGUGACGGCUCAGUACAAAACAGAGUUUGUGGAUGUGGUGGAGGAGUACUUACCUUUCGUGACGACAUUUUCCUUCCUGAACUCUGUGUUGAAUCCAAUUAUCUACACGUUCAGCUGCCCGGACUUCUGCACCAGGAUCCGCCAGAGUCUGGGGACUCUUUUCGAGGGGUUGGUGGAGGAAGCUGGACCUCUGUUGGUUGCUGGACGAAGGAGAAAAAGUGAUCUAUCAUCCCCUAUUUUUUUACUCCGCUCCCCCACUACUCCUAGAACCCACCUUGCCCAGCUCAAAUCUCAGGGCUCCUUUGACCCCUUUGCCUUUAAAAGCCAUCCUAUAAAUGAGGGAAUGAAGGACGCCAAAAUAUGACUUCAUAACAUAUCCUGGCAAUCAAGGUCAAGGUCAAACUUAUUGUCUCCCUUUUUGAAUGAUUUUUUGUUAGAAAAAAGGUCUGCUGUACAUAGACACCCACAAGACAACAUAUAUGUAUUGAAUAUGGCCGAUCAGAAUCACAAUUAUUUAGUUUUUAUUCAACAAAUAAUACACCAUCAACUUCUCCUAUCCAGAAAAGACUGGAUGGUCAGUUGUAAUUCGAUUCCAAGGUAUUUACAGGAAGGAAUGCUCAGAAAUGGACACACAGAGAACUCCUACAAGCUUCUUGCUUAAAGGUGCAGUAGUUGAUCUUCCACAAUGCUAACAGCUUAGCAUAAAUCUCUAAAUCACAGUCCCUCUCUCUCGUGAACGCCCGGCGGUCGACGUAGAUGCAUACAAACGGCUGCACAGUUGUUCAAAUCUGCAUUUGCUGACAGAUAGAUUGGGCUACUUAUAGGAAUUAUGAGAGAUGACGGUCCGACUCUAUUUAAUUGGAUGAACAUUUUUUGUUUUAUGCC
Danio rerio (zebrafish) is the source of this 2116-nucleotide messenger RNA. The record is from RefSeq and is a predicted model, not a curated record. Lineage: Eukaryota; Metazoa; Chordata; Actinopteri; Cypriniformes; Danionidae.